Arvicola amphibius (Eurasian water vole) is the source of this 2672-nucleotide messenger RNA. It is a transcript of the gene Vps53, whose product is annotated as VPS53 subunit of GARP complex. The coding region runs from base 48 to 2549 and encodes 833 amino acids. The transcript has 22 exons. Lineage: Eukaryota; Metazoa; Chordata; Mammalia; Rodentia; Cricetidae. The record is from RefSeq and is a predicted model, not a curated record. Gene Ontology annotation, cellular component: GARP complex. Gene Ontology annotation, biological process: retrograde transport, endosome to Golgi.
CAGCGCAGGAGCAGGGUUGAAGCGGGCCGUCGGGGCUGAGCAGCGGGAUGAUGGAGGAGGAGGAACUGGAGUUCGUGGAGGAGCUGGAGGCCGUGCUGCAGCUCACGCCUGAGGUGCAACUAGCCAUCGAGCAGGUAUUUCCAAGCCAGGAUCCUCUUGAUCAAGCUGACUUCAAUGCUGUUGAGUACAUCAAUACUCUGUUUCCAACAGAGCAAUCUCUGGCAAACAUAGAUGAUGUCGUGAACAAAAUUAGACUGAAAAUAAGGAGACUGGAUGAUAAUAUCCGGACUGUCGUAAGAGGUCAGACAAAUGUGGGGCAGGACGGAAGGCAAGCACUCGAAGAGGCCCAGAAAGCCAUUCAGCAGCUCUUUGGCAAAAUCAAGGAUAUCAAAGACAAAGCAGAAAAAUCAGAACAAAUGGUGAAGGAAAUCACCCGAGAUAUUAAGCAGUUAGACCAUGCCAAGCGCCACCUGACCACCUCAAUCACGACACUGAACCACCUACAUAUGCUCGCCGGUGGGGUCGACUCCCUGGAAGCCAUGACCAGGCGCAGACAGUAUGGAGAAGUUGCCAACCUCCUUCAGGGCGUAAUGAAUGUUCUGGAGCACUUUCACAAGUACAUGGGAAUCCCACAGAUCCGGCAGCUUUCUGAGAGGGUGAAGGCUGCGCAGACUGAGCUAGGACAGCAGAUCCUGGCUGAUUUUGAAGAGGCGUUUCCUUCACAGGGUACCAAGAGGCCAGGAGGACCCAGCAAUGUCCUGAGAGACGCGUGCCUGGUGGCUAAUAUCUUGGACCCCAGAAUCAAACAGGAAAUCAUCAAAAAGUUUAUUAAACAGCAUCUAUCAGAGUAUCUAGUACUUUUUCAAGAAAAUCAAGAUGUCGCCUGGCUGGACAAAAUUGACAGACGUUAUGCCUGGGUGAAGCGCCAGCUUGUGGACUAUGAGGAGAAGUAUGGUCGGAUGUUUCCGCGCGAGUGGCACAUGACGGAGAGGAUCUCAGUAGAAUUCUGCCAUGUGACGAGGACAGAACUUUCCAAAAUCAUGAGAGCCAGAGCUAAGGAAAUUGAAGUGAAAUUGCUUCUUUUUGCAAUUCAGAGAACAACUAACUUUGAGGGGUUUCUUGCAAAACGCUUCUCCGGUUGCACCCUGUCAGACGGAACUCUGCUGAAAAAGCUGGAGUCCCCACCACCAUCUACCAAUCCUUUCCUGGAAGAGGAGACAACACCAGAGAUGGAGGAGCUGGCACUGGAGAAAGGAGAAUUAGAGCAACCAAAAAAGCCGAAAGCCCCAGACAAUCCAUUUCAUGGCAUUGUUUCCAAGUGUUUUGAGCCUCAUCUCUACGUGUACAUUGAGUCCCAGGACAAAAACCUCAGCGAGCUGAUAGACCGGUUUGUGACAGAUUUCAAAGCCCAGGGCCCACCGAAACCGAACACUGACGAAGGGGGUGCUGUACUCCCCAGUUGUGCUGACCUCUUUGUCUACUACAAGAAGUGCAUGGUGCAGUGCUCACAGCUCAGCACAGGCGAGCCCAUGAUCGCCCUGACUACCAUAUUCCAGAAGUACCUCCGAGAAUACGCCUGGAAGAUCCUCUCUGGCAAUCUGCCUAAGACCAGCAGCAGCAGCGGGGGGCUGACCAUCAGCAGCCUCCUCAAAGAGAAGGAGGGCUCUGAAGUGGCCAGGUUCACUCUGGAGGAGCUGUGCCUCAUCUGCAGCAUCCUCAGCACAGCCGAGUACUGUCUGGCCACCACCCAGCAGCUAGAAGAAAAACUCAAAGAAAAAGUGGAUGUGAGUCUGACUGAACGAAUUAAUCUCACUGGAGAAAUGGACACAUUCAGCACUGUCAUCUCCAGCAGCAUCCAGCUGUUGGUUCAGGAUCUGGACGCAGCCUGCGAUCCUGCCCUGAUUGCCAUGAGCAAGAUGCCGUGGCAGAAUGUGGAGCAUGUUGGUGACCAGAGCCCUUAUGUCACUUCUGUUAUUCUUCACAUUAAGCAGAACGUCCCUAUCAUCCGUGACAACCUGGCUUCCACACGGAAAUACUUCACGCAGUUCUGCAUUAAAUUUGCAAACUCAUUCAUCCCCAAAUUUAUCACCCACCUCUUCAAGUGCAAGCCAAUCAGCAUGGUGGGAGCAGAGCAGCUGCUGCUGGACACGCACUCCCUGAAGAUGGUCCUGCUUGACCUCCCAUCCAUCGGCUCCCAGGUGGUGAGGAAGGCACCUGCCAGUUACACUAAGAUCGUCGUAAAAGGCAUGACCCGGGCUGAAAUGAUUCUCAAGGUGGUGAUGGCCCCUCAUGAGCCAUUGGUGGUAUUUGUUGACAACUAUAUCAAGCUCCUUACGGAUUGCAACACAGAAACCUUCCAGAAAAUACUGGACAUGAAGGGGCUGAAGAGGAGUGAGCAGAGCGGCAUGCUGGAGCUCUUUCGACAGAGGCUCCCCGCCCCACCCUCAGGGGCAGAAAAUUCCAGCACGCUGUCCCUAAUGGCUCCAACACCAGAGCAGGAAUCAUCCCGCAUCCGCAAACUUGAGAAACUGAUUAAGAAGAGACUGUAAGGAAUAUACAGACAUUGCCAGGGACCCGGAGCGACUGAUUUCUGGAAACCCUCACUCUCAGGACUCUAGGUCCUCAGUCUUGAAACCUCUAGGGGCAUUACGGUUAUUAAACUAUCUCUCCCA